Messenger RNA from Poeciliopsis prolifica (blackstripe livebearer), 1711 nucleotides. RefSeq lists its product as uncharacterized. The coding region runs from base 240 to 1478 and encodes 412 amino acids. The record is from RefSeq and is a predicted model, not a curated record. NCBI's taxonomy places the organism in Eukaryota, Metazoa, Chordata, Actinopteri, Cyprinodontiformes, Poeciliidae. The transcript is spliced from 9 exons.
AUUUCAGGGUUAAACGUGUCAGAGUUAAUUUUAACUCAGUAAGUGUAUUUUUAACAUUUAGCGAUUUAAAUGAUGCCCAGUGUUGGAGUUAUUUCGCAGAGUUGAUUGCGUUGGUGUUGAAUUAACUCUGCUGGGAGAUAAAUAAGCUCCUCCCCUCUGCUUCAGUUUGAUUUCAAUCUGAACACGGCUCCAUUUUCUUCAUCUCCUGUUCUACACGGUUUAUCCCAUGCUUAAAUAAAAUGCUGAUCCAUGUAAAGUUUGGUGACCUGCAAAAGUAUGUGAAGUUGGAGGAAGUCGAAGGGCUGUUUGACUUUAAUCAGUUUCAUGAGAAAGUCAUUGAACAAUUUUGCCUGCCACCUGAUACAGAAGUUACAUACAAAGAUGCAACAGAUACUGAAGUUGACGAAGAAAUAUUCAGUGACCUCCUUAGACAAGGCAAUGUGGUACAGACAGUUUUCUGCUAUGAUGAGUUCUCAGAAUGGUCAUCUGCUUCUGACUCAAGCUUCAACUCAAAUGCAUCAACAUCAACAAUACUAAUGGAUGAGAUGCCACGCAAGAAGCAAAAAACUGAGAAUCCUGAUAACUCAGUGUCUGCUAAAAAUCUGGUUGAAGGUGUCCUACAAAGCAAGUCUGGUGGUGAAGAAAUUCUGCAGGAGUAUGAAACUACAGAAACCCUAACUGAUGCCACAAGAAGACAAAUGGUGAACAUACUGGUGGCUCACGUGAUUGAUGAACAAGGGCACCUCCCCACAAAAGCAAUCAGAGAGAAGUAUGCCUUUGGAAUAGUGACAAAGGCAUCCCUCAAGGAUCCAUACACCAAAAAAGGCAAUAUUGAUCAAGACUUCCGUCUCCUAUUCAGUGAAGAAACCUCAUCCAGACUGCUGCAGAAGUGGGAUGUGUUCUUCAAACCAAAUGUCAUCAAGGAGGCUAAGCGUUUCACUUCUCCACCUGAGUUGAGAAGUUUGGUGCAGUCAGCGGAAAGUCUUCAAAGCGAUGACCUCACUAACACAUCUAGCUAUGACCAAGAAAUGGCCUCGCUGUUACUUCUCUUACAUCUUCUUCCACCGCAACCAGGAGGACAGAAGUCUCCAAAAAUCAGUGCAAGUGAUGCAGAUGAGAGACUUGUUGUCAUUCAUAAGUCAUGCUGCAGUUUGGAGGAGCAUCUUCGGGGACAAUGGGGUCUGCAGCCAUACCUCCUUGCUGUUGGGCGUCAGAAAAGCAAGAUUGACAGCUUCUACAUCGUCAUGGAUAAGUGCCUCAUCCCAUGCCAGACAAACAGUUCUCUUGGAACAUUUGAUGAGCUAUUCAAAGCACAUUUUGUGUUUAAUUUCUCUUAUGAUGCUGCAUUGAUGAAUUUCUACACAUUUCUGCAGACAACAGUGUAUAACAUUGACGUGGGCAAAAUGAAGGAAUCGCCCAGAGUUAGGGACGUGAGAGCAAGGCUGCUAAACCAGUCCGUUGAGCUCUCUUGUGAGUAAGUCAGGCUAAAAAAUGUUGACCUGUUUUUAUGUGUCAAAAACUGUAUCCAAGCGGAAACAUUUGAUCAUCAUCAUGCUUUCAAAAUUGUUCAAAGUGAAGAAAGGCAUUUAGUAAAAAUCCCUGAACUUAAAUUUCUUUUGAUAUUCAAAACUCUUAUGGCAUUUCUAAUGAAUGUUUGAUCAUUGUACCACAAUUUAAAAUGUUGGGAACACAGCUGCAAAAAUAAAGUGUU